Hibiscus syriacus is the source of this 722-nucleotide messenger RNA. RefSeq names its product basic leucine zipper 43-like. The coding region runs from base 52 to 573 and encodes 173 amino acids. The record is from RefSeq and is a predicted model, not a curated record. NCBI's taxonomy places the organism in Eukaryota, Viridiplantae, Streptophyta, Magnoliopsida, Malvales, Malvaceae. Gene Ontology annotation, biological process: regulation of DNA-templated transcription. The transcript has a single exon. Gene Ontology annotation, molecular function: DNA-binding transcription factor activity.
AAAAACCUAGUCUCCUCAUUGUUAUCUUCCAAGGUUUUAGUCCCUUUCACCAUGCAAUCUACUGAGGUUUCAGGUAUCCAAUGCCUAGUUCCUUCCAAUCCAUCCCCAUAUUUGUCGAAUUUCGCCAUGAACCAGAGCGAGAUACCUGCGAACCCAUUCUCGAACUCGAUCUAUAAUCUCUAUGUGCCUCCUCAACUUCAUGAAAUCAGCCCCCACUCGUCGUGUAUCAGCAGCAACUCGACUUCCGACGAAGCCGACGAGCAGCAAUUAAGCCUUAUCAUCGAGAGGAAGCAGAGGAGGAUGAUAUCGAACCGAGAGUCCGCACGUAGGUCGCGUAUGCGUAAACAAAGGCACCUUGACGAGCUUUGGGCGCAUGUGGUUUGGCUGAGGAAUGAGAACCACCAGCUCCUGGAUAAGCUGAACCAUGUGUCGGAGACCCAUGAAAAGGCCCUUCAAGAGAAUUCUCAGCUCAAAGAGGAAGCCUCUGAACUUCGUCAGAUGGUUUCCGAUAUGCGACUGAGUCAGCCGUACACGAACCUGGAAGAUGUUGCCUUGGAACACGGUUUGUUCUAAACCGGUUCAAACAGAAUUUCUGGUUCUUCAAGAUGUAAGGAAACGAGAAUAACAUGUAUUGAGCAUUUGAGCUUGAAUAUUCUCGAAACUGUUAUCUUGUUUGUUCUCCACUUCCUCCUAGACUUCAUACAAGUCCCAUUUGCUGCAAU